Molecule: messenger RNA, 1164 nt
Organism: Cyclocybe aegerita
Lineage: Eukaryota; Fungi; Basidiomycota; Agaricomycetes; Agaricales; Hemipholiotaceae
Source: the annotation of a GenBank genome assembly
AUGUCCACUGUGCCGAUUAAGGAUGUUCUUGUUGUUGGUUUCGGUGCAGUAGGCACCAUUUAUUCUCAUAUUCUCAAGAGGAGCGGUCUCGCCCGCGUAACCGCAGUUGCCAGGAGCAAUUAUGAUAUCGUGAAAGACGAGGGCCUUCAUAUUGAGAGCCGCAAAUACGGAGAUAUCAAGGGCUGGCGACCCGAUCGCCUGUGCCGAUCAGUCUUAGAAGCUGCUGAUAGACCAUACUCGUUCGUCCUGCUGACGACCAAGGCGCUACCCGAUGUCAUAAAAACCACAAAAGUGCUCUCUCCCUUGCUUUCUGCGGACUAUGCGGAGAGAUUUGGGCAGCCUACGUACGUCCUGAUGCAGAAUGGGCUGAACGUGGAGGUCGAUCUGUACAAUGCGGUUAAAACGCUUGGGAAGGGAGAUCCGAGCCUGGUCAGUACCGCGGUCUGGAUCGGUACAAAUCUCAAAGCGCCCAAUGUGGUGGAGCAUAAUGAUUUUGACCGCGUGACGUUGGGUGCUUAUCGUCAUAACGACUUUACGACGACGGUAAAUUCUCCACAGGAGACAGCAUUGCUAAAUGAUUUGGGUAAAAUACUGGAGGCAGGAGGGAGCACGGUGCUCAUUGUCCCCGAAAUCCAGCGGAUGAAGUUUGCGAAGAACUUCUGGAACGUUGGCUUCUCGUCGUUUUCAACCCUAACUCGGUAUACUCUACCGGCCAUCUUUCGUCAACCACCCGAAGUUUCCUCUGUCUCAUAUCAGCCGUACGUAUCGCCUGCAACCGCAGACCUUAUCUCGGCGUACACGAUCCCUGCGAUCAAGGCGACACUUGACGAGCUCCUGAUCCUUGGCCGGGCGCUCGGCUUUCCUGACACGCCAGAAGGCCUUCCUUCGUCUGCUGUCACCAGUGUUCUGGAAUCAACGCGGGCGUUGCACACCAAGCCAAACAGCAACCACGUCCCCAGCAUGCUGCUCGACGCCCGGAAGGGGCAGCCGAUUGAGGUAGAGGUUAUCCUGGGUGAAGUCGUGAGGAUGGCGAGAGAGCGUAACCUUGAGCUUCCGCGCGUGGAAACCCUAUACGCGCUUUUGUUGAUAGUGCAGAACCAGAUCCUUCGUGAAAUGGAAGCUCGAGAACAGACCAAGCGUCUAUCUAUCGUUUCACCGCAGUAA